Messenger RNA from Prunus armeniaca (apricot), 444 nucleotides. NCBI's taxonomy places the organism in Eukaryota, Viridiplantae, Streptophyta, Magnoliopsida, Rosales, Rosaceae. The record is from the annotation of a GenBank genome assembly.
AUGGGUGAAUCAACUCCCACAGAUCCAAAGACCACCUUCCACGACCCGUUCGAUAUACACAACUCAGACACACCAGGACUCUCCUUGGUUAACUUCAAACUUGAAGGACAUAACUAUGGCCAAUGGAGUCGAUCUAUGCACCUUAGCCUCAGCGCCAAGAACAAGCUUGGAUUGAUUGAUGGAUCAAUCAAAGCCCCUUCACCAAAUGACUCAAAAUUCUCACAGUGGCAGCGCUGCAAUGAUAUGGUUCUGUCAUGGAUUCUUCAUGCUCUCCAUCCAGACAUAGCCAGUAGUGUUCUCUAUGCCAAAACGGCGGCAGCCGUAUGGACAGAUCUUCAAGAUCGCUUUUCACAAAGCAACGAUUCCAGGAUCUAUCAGAUUCGACAAGAAAUUGUCGAGUGUCGACAAGGAUCAAAGCCUAUCUCCAUCUAUUAUACAAAUUGA